Messenger RNA from Drosophila innubila, 1182 nucleotides. Its product is annotated as protein obstructor-E. Gene Ontology annotation, cellular component: extracellular region. The coding region runs from base 104 to 829 and encodes 241 amino acids. The transcript is spliced from 4 exons. Lineage: Eukaryota; Metazoa; Arthropoda; Insecta; Diptera; Drosophilidae. Gene Ontology annotation, molecular function: chitin binding. The record is from RefSeq and is a predicted model, not a curated record.
UUCGCUUCAAAAAGUUGUUAAUUAAUUUUUUUUCUGCUUUGCCCAAAAGGAUUUUAUUUUUUUGCUGUAUUUGUUUCGCUUGCGAAACUAGUUUUUAUUCAAAAUGAAAUUGUUUUUAUGUGCCAUUGCUGUGACACUUUGUGUGGCGGCAACAACUGGAGCUGGAGCUGGAUCGGCAGUUAAUUUCGAGUGCCCGAAACCGAAAGGUCAGUUUCCGGAUGAGGAGCAAUGCGAUAAAUAUUAUGUGUGUGAAGAUGGCGUUGCCCAGGCGAAACUUUGUCCCGAUGGCCUCGUCUUUGAUCCCCUCAAUCGCAAGAUCAACAAAUGCGAUCAGCCCUUCAAUGUGGACUGUGAGGAUCGCACAGAGUUGCAGGAGCCCAAAUCCACCAAGUUCUGUCCGAGACAAAACGGCUUCUUUGCCCAUCCAGAGGCGAGUGUCUGCAAUAUUUUCUACAACUGCAUUAAUGGCGAUGCCCUGGAAAUGAAGUGUACCGUCGGUCUCCACUUCGACGAGUACUCCGGUACCUGUGUGUGGCCCGAUACUGCCAAGCGUGAGGGCUGUGGCGAUCCAGAGAAAAAAUCAGAGAGCGGCUUCUCCUGUCCCAAGGAUCAUCCAAAGAUGGAUGUGCGUGGUCAGGUGGUAACCCAUCCCAAGUAUCCCCAUCCCAUGGAUUGCCAGAAGUUCUACGUGUGCCUGAACAAUGAGGAUCCCCGGGAUUUGGGAUGUCAGCUGGGCGAGGUCUACAACGAUGUUACCGAGAUGUGCGAUGCGCCCGAGAAUGUGCCCGGUUGUGAGAAUUGGUACAAGGAGAGCGUGGAAGAUAAUUAAGCACUAAAAUUGGCUGCUUGCCACCCGCCGAUAUACAAAAAAUUCUCUUUCCUCACCGCGCGCGUCUACUACAGCUAUCCACAUGUAUAUCUCUAUUGCCAAAACUUCAGAAACAAAAGAAAUACACACAAACUUGGACAGAUCCUUGAAAGACACGCGCUUCGUAGUCACUAAAACUAAAAACUAGUAGUUUCUAGCCUAUUUCCUAUAGCGUUACUUAAUUUUCAUUAUUCGAUUCGUCACUCGUUACUCGCUACUUUGCAAAAUCUAGUUUCUCAAUUCUAUUUUAUAAUUUCACUCGUUACUCUGUUUUCCACUUUUCAUAUUUUUUAUAAAACUCUUUCUUUAUCUUA